UUUUUCUUCUUUCAUCGUCUCUUAUCUGGACUUGCUCUAUCUCUGUUUCGUUUUGGCAAUGUUUUACAAAUUCCAAAUAAUUGAAAAAUUCCAUUCGAUUUAAAAAUUCACGUCCAUGUUGAUAGGAUUUUAAAAUAGAAAUAAUACGCUUUAGUUUCGUUUGGUUGCGAGCAGAAGUUGAAAACUUCGCAGCAUGUUUAUUUCUGCCUCGUUCAAAGUUCAUUAAGGUUAUCUAUAACAUUCAUCUUUUAUCGAAUAAAUUGUAAAUCAAAAUGGCCAAAGCGAAACGCAAAAAUGCCUUUUCUUGUUUCGUCGAAGAAUUUCGAAGACGCAUGCGAAUCAAUGGGGGCUUUCAGGAAGUGAUGAAAAGAGCCGGCGAACCAUGGUCAAAAUUAUCUCAACAGGAAAAGGAUCGGUAUAAGAAGAUGGCUGAUGAUUAUAAUAAAUCCGAAGAACGUGCCAGAGGGACAGCUCCCCUUAAAAAGAAAAAGAAUCCUGUACCUAUGCCAAAUCGAGCACUUACCAUUAAAGAGGCUAAACAACGUGAAGAGAAAAUGUAUAUUGAAGAAAUGGUUGAAAGAAUGACCACAAAUGAUCUUAUCAAUCACGUAUUUUACUUGAUUCAUGUAAAUUAUUUCUGUAAGACUUCCGAUGACGAAUUCGUACCCGCUGAAAUAGCUAUUUCGAGAUUUACUUUGAAGGAAGGUGUUACCGAUGUAUUUCAUCGUAUUCUCAAUCCAGGUGUUACGCCAUUGGGAUACAGCUACACUAUUAAAGAGCAUAGCGAAAAAACCCAUCGCAUUCCUCUUGAUUUUGUCAAAGCUACCAGAGGAUAUUUAGGCAUGUAUCAAGGAAUUACGGAUUUCAUUCAAUUAAGAAACGAUUCGAAAAAAGCCGCACAUCUGUACACCAUGUUCGACGAACCGUUCCAUAACUGUUCCAUGUCAGCUGUGAAGUAUUCUCUCAAACGAAUAUGGGAAACUUCAAAUACUGAUGAUGACGAUGAUGAUGAGGGAGAAAUCGAUGAAGACGAUAAAUAUGAAAAGGUUUUCAAAGUCAUGAGUUUACCAAUUUUAUUUUUUUUCUUGAAAAAUAAGUGUGCUGCGACCUACGACGAUUGUAUGAUUGCUUUUGAAAAUACCAGCGAGGCGAAUAUCGAAAUAUUAAACGACAAAUACGAAUUUACCGAAGAAUUAGCGUGUCAGUUCCAUCAAGAAAUCGACAACGUUCGAUACUGUAGCCAAUCGUACACGGUCAGAUGGGCUCAAGUAAUCCGCGAGCAAUGCCUGAAAUACAUCCAGAGUGAAGACGAAGACGAAUACGAAGAAGAAACUCAGCAAGCUCAGCAAGAAUCGGAUGAAAUUAAACUAGAACGCGAACGAGCCGAAGAAAAAAAACGUAUCAAAGAAAACGAAGCGUUGAAACACGAAUUACGGUCGAUCAAGUCAGAACGCGAUAUUAAGAAAGAAAAGGACGAAUACCGCAUCAAAAAGGAAAAAGAAGAUAAAAACUACGCUUAUAAAAAAGAGAAAGGCGAGCACGAAAUCAAACGAGAAAAGGAUAUAAAAAAAGAAAAGGACAUCAAGUACGAGAAAGAGCCGCCUCGUCACCGUCCAAUUAAACUCGAACGCGAUUUCGACGAUACUCCGAGAAGAGAUCGACGUGGUCGCAGCUCUGAAGAAAGAAGAAUAAAAAGAGAACGAGACGAAUACCAUCGUAGGUACGAUGACGAUCGCGUAAAGAGUGAACGCGACGAUCGAAGAUACGAUGACGAUCGUAUCAAGAAAGAACGAGAUGAUCGCCAUCGAAGAUACGACGACGACCGUAUAAAGACUGAACGAGACGACCGUCACCGUAGAUACGACGAUGACCGGGUAAAAAGUGAACGAGAUGAUCGCCAUCGCAGACAUCACGACGACGAUCGUGUAAAGAAGGAAAGAGACGAACGCCACCGAAGAUACGAUGACGAUCGAGUGAAAAGUGAACGCGACUACGAUUCUAUUCUGAAAAGCGAACACGUAGAUAUUCCUUUCGAGUUGAAAACAGAACGUUCCGAUGGUCAAGAGUCUCAUCGUUCUCGUGAUUCGCGUUCAAGAAGAGAUUCUUCUCGAUCCGAUAGCACUACCAGUUCUGGAAUAAAAAUCGAACGCGAUGAGAUUUCUGCGAGGAUUAAAACCGAACGUGAAGAUAUUCCGGUGAAGAUUAAAACCGAACGGGCUGAAAUACCAACGAGAAUCAAAACAGAACGACCGGAUAUUCGUGAUGACUUUUUAUUGAAAACCGAACAUUUAGAUAUCCCGUUCGACAUCGAUGAUGCCGCAUCUGUGAUAUCAAGUGAUGCUGGUAGCAGCUACGAAUAUACUCGUGAUUCUGAAUUACGUAAUAAAUCGGAAAAAUCUCGAUGGGAUUCUCAUACGGGUAAAUUUCCUAUGCCUAUUCCUGUUAAGACUGAGAAACGUGAUAACGAUGGAUCAGAUUUCCCACUGCCAAUACCUAUAAAAGUCGAAAAAGAUCGCAGCGAUGAACGUCGAUCUAACCGCACUCAUCAAGACGACGACGAUGAUUUCCCGAUGCCGAUUAAGAUUAAAAUCGAAAAAGAUUCCACCAAUGAUCAACGACAAUCGCGUAUUGCGCAACAGGACGACGAUGAUUUUCCUAGACCAAUAAAAAUUGAGAAAGAUGACGCUCGACCAUCCCGUAGUGCUAGGAAGGACGAUGGUGAUGAUUUCCCGAUGCCAAUACAGAUAAAAAUCGAAAAAGAGAAUUCCAGUGCUCGUAAGGACGCUGUUGAUUUUCCAAGACCAAUACCAAUAAAAAUUGAAAAAGAAUCCGACGUUCGUGCUGAGCGAGACGAUAAUUCUGAUAUUCCUAGACCAAUCAAAGUUGAAAAAGACGAUUCUCAAGUUCGACCAUCUUCUAGUGCCGAGCAGAGCGAUCGUGCUGAUUAUCCGAGACCAAUCAAAGUCGAAAAAGAAGAUUCUCACGUUCGACCAUCUAGUAGUUCUGAGCAGAGCGAUCGUCCAGAUUAUCCGAGACCAAUAAAAGUCGAAAAGGAUUCUCAUAUUCAACCAUCUCGUACUUCUGAGCAAAACGAUCGUCCAGAUAAUCCGAGACCUAUGAAACUGGAGAAGGAUCCUUGCGUGCAACCAUCUAGUAGUACUGAACCGAACGAUCGUGCUGAUUACUCAAGACCCAUGAAACUGGAGAAGGAUCCUCACGUGCAACCAUCUAGUAGUACUGAACCGAACGAUCGUGCUGAUUACUCGAGACCUAUCAAACUCGAAAAGGAUUCUCCAGCCCGACCGUCUUCCGAUACUCGUCACGACGAUUUACCUAGAGUUAUAAAACCUGAAAAAGAACGAUGCGAGUUUCCACGGCCUAUACCUAUAAAGCAGGAAAAACCCGAAAAAGUUCCAUUUCCUAUGCCGAUACCUAUCAAAGCAGAACAACCCGAAUGUUCUCGAACCGCUGUUGAAAGAACUCAAAACAACAAUGUACCACCAUCUGUGAACAUCAAAGUCGAGAAAGAUGUGAAAAUUAAAGAAGAACCCUCGUCUUCUAAGGAUACUUCAUCCAAAUCUCGUAAAAGAACUCGCGAGUUUGUAGACUUGAGCGAAGACGAAACGCACCAAAAUGAUCUCGGAUCGAAUUCUGCUAAGAUUAAGAAAGAUACAGAAAGCGAGACCGAAUCAAUGAUCGAUUUUGCCUGCGGCAAACCUAAACCUUCCUUCAAGGACGAACCAGUAGAUUCGUAUAUGUCUCAUGGGAUAAAAAAUGAAGAAUUUAAUAUCAACCCCGAAGACUUCGAUAUUGAACCAAUGGUUCCCGGCGAAUCCUAUAUUCAUUCGCGUGCCAUGAAAAUCGAAAACGAAAUCAAAAAAGAAAAACGUUGAAAAACGUUUACAUUUUGCGGUGCUUCGAUAUUAUAGUUUAAUAUCUUUUACUUGUAGAAGUUGAUUUUUUUAAUUUGUGUGUUCAUUUUUUUUGUUCUAUUUGGACUUUAACAAUAGUUUUUUUCUGGACAAAAAAUUGUUUGUCUUUCUACUAAUGUUUUUCAUUGACGUUAUUUCGCCGCACGUUUGACUUUUUUUAAUUAAUUUUUUAAUUUUUUGUUUUGAAAAUUAGAAGUAUAAGCUUUCAUUCUGUUGAUGCAGAACUCGUUGAUUUUAUGUUUGUUUUAUUUUACGUUUUAUACCUUUGGUAUUGUUCGAAAUAUACGUUUAUAAAAUUACCUAA
Planococcus citri (citrus mealybug) is the source of this 4236-nucleotide messenger RNA. RefSeq names its product probable serine/threonine-protein kinase kinX. Gene Ontology annotation, cellular component: P granule; nucleus. NCBI's taxonomy places the organism in Eukaryota, Metazoa, Arthropoda, Insecta, Hemiptera, Pseudococcidae. Gene Ontology annotation, molecular function: sequence-specific DNA binding. The record is from RefSeq and is a predicted model, not a curated record. Gene Ontology annotation, biological process: male meiotic nuclear division; spermatogenesis; negative regulation of DNA-templated transcription. Bases 273 to 3893 code for a protein of 1206 amino acids. The transcript is spliced from 8 exons.